This is a messenger RNA of Peronospora farinosa, 2448 nucleotides long. The record is from the annotation of a GenBank genome assembly. NCBI's taxonomy places the organism in Eukaryota, Oomycota, Peronosporomycetes, Peronosporales, Peronosporaceae.
AUGGCUACAAUCUGUAUCAAUAAAGUGGUGGGUAGCAUCGAUGGUGCAGCAGCGACGGCGCAGGACGAGCGAUGUAUUCUCUAUACUUGUGUGUCGAUAUCUAGCCACAAGUAUGUGCAAGUUUCCAGUACAUCAAGCGUUGCAUUUGCUCAGUUGCGACGUCAAGAGGACGGAUCAGCGCUGUCGUUUGGUCUCCUGGAAGCAUUGGACGAAUCUAAUGGACCACAAAUGACGCUACAAGUGACAACUGACGUAGAACAGGACGUGAAUCAUACUGGAAUCAAGUGUGCGUGCAAAUGUGGCGUCAUUGCAAGUGUCCGUGUGGCUUUUCUGGAUCGCAAGAGACCUCCUAGUGCUGUGCUCCGAGGGCUGCAACGGAUUGCAGCGAAGUUACUGGACGGUGUAGUGGUGUGGAGCGAGAGAAGGUCGUCUGUGAGCUGGUUAAAUUGCAGAGAUUAUAUCAAGUUUGUGGACAUUGAGUGGACAUCAACAGGGUCUGGAUGCUGCAAGCAGCUUGGGACAAUUCUUAGCGUCUCGAACGUUAAGUUGACUUUUGUCGGAGACGACCGACCACAAGUCAUGUGUCAUUCUGCAGCAAAUUUUGAGGCAGUUGAUACGUAUACUAGACGAAUUGCAAGCGAGCUCGGAGGUGUUGAAAAGUACGCGAGAAGCUUGUUGCAGACAAUUUUGCAGUGUCUUGAACCGCAAAAAGGGGCAAUAGCGGUGAGACGGAAUAUCGGAGCGAUGAUUUGUGGACUUCCUGGUAUCGGCAAAACGGUGUUAGCUAGAGAAAUUUGUAAGUGUCUGGGCGUGACGACAUUUUUUUUGAAUGCAGCAGACGUCUACCAGACGUAUGUUGGGCAGUCGGAGAAAAAGUUGGUCAAGAUAUUUGAAAGUGCAGUGCUCCAGUCUCCAAGCAUUUUGGUAAUCGAUGGGAUUGAGGCAAUUGCGGGUUCUCGACGCGCUUUGGCUGAUUCGCAAAGUGUGCUCGAGAUUGGUGUCUUGGGUGCGUUGCUUUCGUCUCUAGAGAGGAUUAAAUCGUCGUCACAUCGGGUGUUUGUUCUAAGUACCACAACACGUCCGGGAGAUGUAGAUGCAGCAGUACUAUCGAAUGGCAGACUUGACCAGGUUGUAAGCAUCGAGCCUCCCACGCAAAUUGAGCGGCUUGCCAUCCUUCGAAUCAUUACAAGGACAUGGCAAGGCGACGAACUUUACGAGAAGUUCUUGAACCAAGUGAGCGAAAUCACCGGUGGUUUUGUUGGUGCUGAUUUGCUCAGCCUUUGUCAAAAGGCACUCCAAGUGUGUCUGAAUGAGGCAGCGAUAAAAAAGGAAGGCAGCGCAAUGGUUUGUCCACGCCACUUUGAGCAGGCGCUUGCAGUGACCUACCCUUCCGUACUUCAGGCACAUCAUGUCAUGCAAAAACGGCAGGAACCAGUGUCUAGUUUCAUUCACAAGAACAGCAAAAACACAUCACUAGGCGCCUUCUCCGGUGUGUUCGGCAUGAGUGAUGCUAUCCAAACCCUUCGGGUCUCACUGAUAGAACCACUUGAAGAUUGCACCCGUUUUUUGAGGUUCGGAACCACUCCGCCGAAAGGUAUCCUGCUAACAGGUCCUCCCGGAUCUGGCAAGACGCAUCUCGCCAAUGCGGUUGCUGAACAUGUCCGCCGCUGUGGGCUGGCAUCGUUUGUGUCUGUCCAGUGCAGCGACUUAUUAACGAAGAUUGUUGGUGACACUGAAAAAGCACUGCGAGAGCUUUUUGCAACGGCGAGAAACGCUACACCUUGUGUGCUGUAUUUUGACCAGAUCGAGAGUAUUGCGCCUGUGCGAGGUUUCGAUACGAGUACUGAACAAACGUUUGACCGAAUGCUGAGUAUGCUGCUUGUUGAAAUGGACGGUUUCAGCACGAGCCGUACGAAGCUUCAGCAAAGCUUAGUAAGUGAUGAAGCGCGCAUGGCGUUUCUCAAGCAGCAUGUUGUUAUCCUUGCUUCAACAACAAACAAAGAGCUGCUAGACCCAGCCAUCCUUCGACCAGGACGUUUCGAUGUUCACAUUCAUGUCGGCUAUCCGGACGAAGAUGCGAGAUGUGCGUUUAUCCUUCAAGCGUUGGAGAAAGUUCCUGUCGAUUACUCAUCCGAUGCAGCACUUGAUUCUCGCGAGGCACUUGCCAGAUACGUGGCCAAGCACACCAGUGGCUUGUCAGCUGGAGACUUGAGUGCCAUUGUUCGUGAAGCUGUUAUGGCGUCGAUGCGUGAGGAUCUCGACUCUACAAAUGUCGAGAUCAAGUAUAUGCUGCAGACUUUGGAUAAAGCGACAAAGUCGUCAACAACUGCACCAUCAUCAUCCACAGUGACGCCGCUAUUUGCACGCCGACAUAAUGGGAAAAAAAGCGACACACCUCGAGCAUCUCUCCGUAGCAACCAAGCAAGACGAAAAACAGCAGAUGCAUGA